UAUAGAUUUUUUCAGAAGUAAAUAAUGAUUUUUUAAUAAUUAGUUUUUAAAAAUAACUCAAAUGGAUUUAAGACAACCAGACGAUUCAAAAAACCUAUUUGGCCCCUUGGUUUUUGAGGAAAGCCAGUACAGUGACUUCCAAAGCGAUGUAGAAACACAGUGUUUACUCUGUGAGGAUCGUUUCAAUCUCAAACUGUCUUUACCGAUGUUCCUUGCUCAUAUAUUCGAUGUUCAUAGUGUAGUAAUUGAAGAUGUGCAAAAUAUAGAUAAUUUACAUGAGUAUGUCUCUUACUGGCAUCAAAAAUUUCAAAAUAAUUCCUUAGAACAAAUUAUUCCAUCUCUUAGCUUAGAUUCGACAGGCCAAAAGUAUUAUCUAAUGUCAAGUUUAUUAAAAGAAGAUAAAGAAUUAAGACACAAACUAAAAUUGAAUUAUGCAAUAAAAAUUCAGGAAUAUGAAAGAAAUAAUAAAAACUUUAGUAGGUCUUGCUUGAUGUGUAAACUAGAAUAUGAAGGACCAAGACCUGGUUAUUUUGAACACCUCUCCUCACAACAUAAUCUACAAUUAGGGAACCCUCAAAAUCUUGUGUUUGUUGAUGAACUAAUAAAUAAAAUUGAGAGCAAAAUGACAGCACUACAGUGUAUAUAUUGUGAAAGGACUUUUCCUGAUAGACAUGUUUUAAAAGAACACAUGAGAAAAAAGCUACACAAAAGGAUUAAUCCUAAAAAUGAGGAGUAUGAUAAGUACUAUAUUGUAAAUUACUUAGAGGAGAAUAAAACAUGGAAGACUAUUCAGAAGGAAAAUGAUAGAUAUGCAGUGAAUAAAGAAUCAGAAGCAAAUGCAGAUGAAGAGUAUUCAGAUUGGAAUGAGAAAGAAGAUUUAAUCACAUGUUUGUUCUGCAAAAGUAAAGAAACGGAUAUUAACGUGAUUUGUCUUCAUAUGGAGAGCGACCAUGAUUUUAGCUUUGUAGAUGUUACUAAAGAUCUUGAUUAUUAUCAGAAAGUAAAAUUAAUCAACUAUAUAAGAAAGCAGAUGCACCAAAACAAGUGUUUGUAUUGUGACAAGAAAUUUAAUAUUAUUUUAGAUUUACAAACGCAUUUAAGGGAAGAAAAUCAUUAUAAAAUUCCAGACUUGAAGAUUUUUGAUCAACCUGAGUUUUAUUUUCCCACAUAUGAAAAUGAUGCUUUCCUCUAUUUGAUCGAUGAUGUCGAAGACUGAAAGUGCAGAAAUAUAGCAAAUACGUGUAUUUAUAUCAAUUUAUUAUCAACUGUUUUUGUUAUUGAU
This is a messenger RNA of Diabrotica balteata, 1282 nucleotides long. The record is from the annotation of a GenBank genome assembly. NCBI's taxonomy places the organism in Eukaryota, Metazoa, Arthropoda, Insecta, Coleoptera, Chrysomelidae.